GUUGUUGUGAUGGCGGAAGUGCUUUGAUGUUGUCGGCGCAGUUCUGUCAAGCUUUCGGAUUCCGGAAUCGGAUCGUGUAGUGAUUUAGAUCUAUGUAGGACCCUCGGUUCGCAGCACGACCGGGACCGUGGAGAUGGCCGACCCCAAUGAUGUCAGUCUGCAGCCGGUGGAACGAGUUCGCAUCCUCACAAAGAAGGGAAGCUCAGUGGAGAUCAACGACGAGGUGCCGCCACGCCGAUACUUCCGCUCCGGCAUGGAGAUGAUCCGCAUGGCCAACGUCUACGCAGAGGAGGGCAACAUUGAGCACGCCUUCAUCCUCUACAACAAGUACAUCACACUCUUUAUAGAAAAACUUCCCAAUCAUCGGGAUUAUAAAACUGCUAAUAUUCCUGAGAAGAAGGACACACUAAAGAAAUUGAAGGAUGUCGCAUUUCCUCAAGCCGAAAUUCUGAAAAAAGCUCUUCUAAGGAGAUUUGAACAAGAGCACGCGCAGUAUCUUGUCAAGAAGAAGGUGGAGGAAGAGGCGCAGGCCUUAGAGCGGUCCCGGCAGCAAGCACUGGAUGCCGAGCGGGAGCGCGUGGCGGAGAUGCAGCGGCGGCAGCAGGAGCAGGAGCAGUUCAGUGCCUUUGAGGAGAUGAUUCGCCGCCAGGAACUGGAGAGGGAGCGCCAGCGCGUGCUGCUGGAGUUCGCCACGCCUGCCGCGCCUUCCCCUGACACGCCGCUCAUCCCGGGCAUCCAGGGUCCGCCCCUGAUCUCUCCCACCCCCCCGCACAGCCCGGGGGACCUGUCCGGCGGCGGCAACCACCAAAACAAUCGCACCCCCUCGUCCGUUUCCCCGCCCAGCUUUGACCGGUCCCUUAAGCCUGGCUCACUGGUCAGCCCGGGGAACAACAAUAUGACGGUGGACGCUCUUCGCCAGCUGUCGGUUCCGUCGGAGCUGUGCAGGAGCUUCCUGCGACUGGCCGAGGCCAACACCAGCCGGGCUGUGGAGACGUGCGGCAUCCUGUGCGGAAAACUGACCAGGAACAUGUUCACCGUGACGCACGUCAUCGUUCCAAAGCAGUGCGGAGGACCGGACUAUUGCGACACGGAGAACGAGGAGGAGCUCUUCCUCAUACAGGACCAGUAUGACCUCAUCACUCUGGGAUGGAUCCACACCCACCCGACACAGACGGCGUUCCUGUCCAGCGUGGACCUGCACACGCACUGCUCGUACCAGAUGAUGCUGCCUGAGGCCAUCGCCAUCGUCUGCUCGCCCAAGUUCAACGAGAUCGGCUACUUCAAACUGACGGAUCGAGGAACCAAUGAGAUCUCGUCGUGUAAGCAGAAAGGCUUCCACCCUCACAGCAAAGAUCCACCUCUGUUUACACACGCCGGACACGUCACCAUCUCUGACGACACCGUCACCGUGAUGGAUUUGCGGUGAUUUUAGGACCCGCCCGCACCAGGAAACUUUGAAAGACUGUUGUACUGUACCAAACCGGAGAUGUUUUAUUUGUUUAGGGUUGAAAGGACUUGAACGGUCGGUUGCUCUGUAGUAACACAGCAUCGCAUUCUCCCCACUUAGUUGAUCUCCACGCCCUCUCUCUCUCUCUCUCUCUCUCUCUCUCUCUCUCUCUCUCUCUUUGUCUCUUUGUGCUCUCUCACCCCUUUUUCCAAACAUCCACAGCUUUGGCAAGCGGGCUGUUUGUGUUCCACACAGUCAAGUGCCAAGGAUGAGAAGGUUGCUCAACAUGCAGGCUGAUGUAAACUCAGGUACGCAGGCGAUGUCGCUGAUCCUCUGCAGCAUCCUUUUACACUCGGAUGGGACUCCUCUUUCCAUUUAUUUUGAUUUUUUGAAACCCGUCGUCGGUAGAAGCUGAUCUUCCCAGCGUAUCCUUGCUUUCAGAGAGCGUGAAUGUAACUUCUCCUGCUCGUUGUUCCGGCCUCUCUCCAAGUUUGUCUGCAGCCCUCUUGUUCAAUGAAGACAACAAUUAGCCCGUUGGUAUAUAGUAUGCCCUUAUCUUCAGUUCAUUCAAUGCCAAGACAAAAUAAACUCACUGGAAAUCAAGCCUCCAUGCUUGUCUUCUUAC
Messenger RNA from Dunckerocampus dactyliophorus (ringed pipefish), 2072 nucleotides. RefSeq names its product STAM-binding protein-like A. The record is from RefSeq and is a predicted model, not a curated record. The coding region runs from base 134 to 1426 and encodes 430 amino acids. Gene Ontology annotation, molecular function: metal-dependent deubiquitinase activity; K63-linked deubiquitinase activity; protein binding. Gene Ontology annotation, cellular component: endosome; cleavage furrow. Lineage: Eukaryota; Metazoa; Chordata; Actinopteri; Syngnathiformes; Syngnathidae. Gene Ontology annotation, biological process: protein K63-linked deubiquitination. The transcript is spliced from 10 exons.